Messenger RNA from Trichomonas vaginalis G3, 1017 nucleotides. Its product is annotated as glycoprotein 38 family. The transcript has a single exon. The coding region runs from base 1 to 1017 and encodes 338 amino acids. The record is from RefSeq and is a predicted model, not a curated record. Lineage: Eukaryota; Parabasalia; Trichomonadida; Trichomonadidae.
AUGCUUUUCAGUAUCUUUGCACUAAGGCACAUGUCCCGUAAAGUCAAUUCAGUGCCAGAUCCAAGAGAUGUUUUCCCAGAAUGUAAAAGUUUCGUCCAACCACGCAAUACUUUCGAGCCAAAAAUCCAAUCAAUUAACAAGGGCGAUUUAUUAUGCAUUCUUGGAUCAAUUAUGAUUGCAGGCAAGGGAGAUUAUCAAGUCACUGGAGCAAUUCCUUACGAAGUUCAAAAUUCCGAAGAUUUUCAAUAUAAUAAAACAGAAACUGUCAAAAAUGCAUUAGCAGUUAUCGGAAAUGAAGUUCAUGUCAACGUAUACCCAGUUUCCAAAGUGGAAUGUCUUGAGGACGAUGGCUGCAAGAUUCAAUUCAUGAGAGUUUCACAUUCAAUAGUUGAAUAUGGAACAAAUAAGAACAAAGGCAACUUAUCAUAUGCAUAUGGAAAAAGAUUCAUUGUCUCCACAGCAAACAAAGGAAAAUUCACACUUAGUCAAUAUGCCACAAUCAACAAGAAUAAGAAAACACAAGAUGUCUUUGAUGAAACAGACUUCACUGUAAUUUCAGCCCAACAAAUGACUAUGAAAUGGAAGAGAUCAAAGUAUGGUGACUUCGAACAUAAUAACAUUAAGGAUCAUGAAAGUACAUCAGGUGAAAUAUCUGCUUCAACUACCUUUAAUAUGUUUUCUGACUUUAAUGAUAAGGAAUCUGAGCAGUUAUUAAAUGUAUAUAACAGAGGUGAAGAUGUAUCUCUUGAAGGACAUGUUUCCCUUGAAUGGAAGCCACUUAGCUCAGGAAGUGAAACGGAAUGGUAUUUCCCUGAAAUUACUGCAACACUUUCAACAGAAGAAGGAAUUUUCACAAAAGGAAACAUUGAUCAAGAUUUCCCAUUAACUCAUUCUUCAGGUCUCUCUGGUGUUGCCAUAUUCUUUAUUGUCCUUGGCGUUAUUUGUGUUAUUGUGGUUCCAAUUGUUGCGAUUUAUCUAAUCAAGAAUAAGAAGAAUCAACAUUAUGACACAAUUUAA